CCAUGGUGGGGCAGAGGUUGGGAAGAUGGCGUGGCGAGGCUUGGCGCAGAGAGGCUGGGGCUGUGGUCAGGCGUGGGCUCCGCCGGCGGGCGGCCGCAGCUGCGAGGAGCUCACUGCAGCCCUGGGUCAGCCGCGGCUGCUCGGGCGCAGGUUUAAUGUUUUUAUUCAGCAAAAAUGUGGAUUCAGAAAAGCACCCAGGAAGGUUGAACCUCGAAGAUCAGACACAGGAACAAGUAGUGAAGCAUACAAGAGAAGUGCUUUGAUUCCUCCUGUAGAAGAAACAGCCUUUUAUCCUUCUCCUUAUCCUAUAAGGACUCUUGUAAAGCCUUUGUUUUUUACUGUUGGGUUUACAGGCUGUGCAUUUGGAUCAGCUGCCAUUUGGCAAUAUGAAUCACUGAAAUCCAGGGUGCAGAGUUAUUUUGAUGGUAUAAAAGCUGAUUGGUUGGAUAGCAUAAGACCACAGAAGGAAGGAGACUUCAGAAAGGAGAUUAACAAGUGGUGGAAUAACCUAAGUGAUGGCCAGCGGACUGUGACAGGUAUCAUAGCUGCAAAUGUUUUUGUAUUUUGUUUGUGGAGAGUACCUUCUCUACAGCGGACGAUGAUCAGAUAUUUCACAUCCAGUCCAGCCUCAAAGGUCCUUUGUUCUCCAAUGUUGCUGUCAACGUUCAGUCAUUUCUCCUUGUUUCACAUGGCAGCAAAUAUGUACGUCUUGUGGAGCUUCUCCUCCAGCAUAGUGAACAUUCUCGGUCAAGAGCAGUUCAUGGCAGUGUACUUAUCUGCAGGUGUUAUUUCCAAUUUUGUUAGUUAUGUGUGUAAAGUUGCCACAGGAAGAUAUGGACCAUCACUUGGUGCAUCGGGCGCAAUCAUGACUGUCCUUGCAGCUGUCUGCACUAAGAUCCCAGAAGGGAGGCUCGCCAUUAUCUUCCUUCCAAUGUUCACGUUCACAGCAGGGAAUGCCCUAAAAGCCAUUAUUGCCGUGGAUACAGCAGGAAUGAUCCUGGGAUGGAAAUUUUUUGAUCAUGCAGCACAUCUUGGGGGAGCUCUCUUUGGAAUAUGGUAUAUUACUUAUGGUCAUGAACUCAUUUGGAAGAACAGGGAGCCUCUAGUGAAAAUUUGGCAUGAAAUGAGGACUAACGGCCCCAAAAAAGGAGGUGGCUCUAAGUAAAACUGGGGUUGGACAAUACUGGUACGACUGGUCCAUGCUGCCUGAAGCCCUAGGAAUGCAUCGGCCCUGGAGUGACCACAUCUUUGCUCCUGCCUGGAAGACACUGAGCAUCUAGCUUUCCCAGUAUUUUAAACUAUGUCCCCAGUACAUGUCUCAUUAGAAAAUGAAUUAUGACAAAGUUGUGAAAUAAAGGUUUAUAUCUCUAGUUUGUAAA
Globicephala melas (long-finned pilot whale) is the source of this 1379-nucleotide messenger RNA. RefSeq names its product presenilin associated rhomboid like (gene PARL). The record is from RefSeq and is a predicted model, not a curated record. Lineage: Eukaryota; Metazoa; Chordata; Mammalia; Artiodactyla; Delphinidae. Gene Ontology annotation, molecular function: serine-type endopeptidase activity. Gene Ontology annotation, cellular component: membrane.